GGGUCAUUUGUGGGUGUUAGUCUAAGGAGGGAUGGAACGGGCUUGAAAAAGUUUGGCUGUCCCUGAAAUGCACCCACACGCUUCUCCCCCCCGUGCACCCGUUACGUAAAACCAGACUGUGUGUCAGUAAGAGUGUGUGCAGCAGGCAGGUCUUCGUCCUCUCCUGCGCUGCUGCUGCUGUGGAGCUUUGGAAGAGGAAGCGGUGGUCGUGUUAUUGAGCGCCCAGCAGUGGAAGUUACGCUACAGGGGUGGGACUUUCUUUCUGCAGUCGGUCGGGGGUGAGCAGCGACUCGCAGAGAAAUGCCUCUGGCAGCAUCUUUCCAGACUCCAGCGAGCAGCGGCAGAUACCUACGGACACCUCAGGGCUGAGGAUAAACACUCCUCGUCCUCUUCCUCAUACCUCCGCUCCUUUUCAUCCUCCAGCUCCAGUCUAAAGGCUCCGGAUGCGCUGAAACGGGAGGAGUGAGAACGCAGUUGCCCUCCCCUUCUCCAUCCAGGGGAUACAUAGACCGGACCGACACCGGUGUCAUUGGAUGGAGAGAGGUGCCUGAAGAAGAAGGGAGAGCGGUGGAGUUGGUCUACCCCCCUCCUCCUCCUUCCUCCCUACUGCACCAAAAGAAAACUCCGGGUUGGCUGCAGCACCAUGUCCUCGGCUCAGAGUGGGGAUAUAUCGGGCUACCAUCUGAGUGUGGUGCGUAACCCACCCGGAUGGGAGAUAGGGGUUUACCUGGUGGGCUUCUUCGUGCUGCUGGGAGUAGCUGGGCUCAACAUCUGGAAGCUGUGGAAGUCUGGAACCUUCCCCACACCAUCCCCUUUCCCCAACUUUGACUAUCGAUAUCUGCAAGAAAAAUAUGGAACCUCCUUCUCAGAAGUCAGACAAAAGAGAGUUGCAGCCAAUAACCACCGACGGACCUCCGCCACCUCCAGCCGCAAGCCCAGCCUGGCCCUUGGCGACACCCCAGAUGGCUUCAGGGACCUGGGCCACCUGGAGCUGAUGAGCAAGGAGCUGGACCCAACUGGCAUGGCCCAGCUCAACCGAUCCAUCUCCACUGACUCGCUCAGUUCCAUCUCUUCCAUCGCCAACAACUUUGGCCAUGACUUCACGGUCGGCCAGCUGGAGGUGACACUUGAGUUUGAGCUAUCCAGGCAGCAGGGAGUGGGAACCCUCCACCUCACUCUGCACCAGGGCAAAGACCUGUUGGAGAAGGAGGAGGGAGACUUCCCUGGCUGUUUCAUCAGAGUCUCCCUGGGGCCAGAGGAGCUUAAUGUGGGAGUCACAAGGGUCCAGACAAAUGCAUUCACCGUGAUUUUUGAUGAGCGCUUCUCCAUCCCCAUGGACUUGUCCACUCUAGAGGAGUAUAGUCUGCGCUUCGCUGCCUUUGGCAUUGAUGCCGAUGAGAGGAACAUCAGUGCAGGGGUAGCAGAGCUCAAGCUGUCGGACCUGGACCUGACCAUCAGACCAUUCAAUGCCUGGCUCUACCUUCAAGAUGUCAAUAAGGCUGUGGAUGCAGUCGGCGAGAUCCUGUUGUCUCUCAGCUACUUGCCGACAGCAGAGCGCCUCACUGUGGUUGUGGCCAAGUGCAAGAAUCUGGUGUGGACCAAUGGCAAGAACACUGCAGAUCCGUUUGUGAAAGUUUAUCUUCUGCAAGAUGGCAGGAAGAUCAGCAAAAAGAAGACUUCCACCAAAAGGGACGACACAAACCCCAUCUUCAACGAAGCGAUGAUAUUCUCUGUGCCAUCUGUCGUCCUGCAGGAGCUCUCCCUGAGGGUGACAGUGGCGGAGGCCGUAGAUGAUGGCCGGGGCGAGAAUCUGGGUCACGUAAUCAUCGGCCCCGAGGCCAGUGGGAUGGGUAUCACCCACUGGAACCAGAUGCUGGCCACUCUGAGGAAGCCCGUGUCCAUGUGGCACCCUCUGCGCAGGAUCUAGUCCUCUCUGCCCUUGUUCAUACCUGACCAGUUUCAAGUAAAAUAUACACUUGUUCAUGUUUCUUUCAACUGAUCUCAUUUGGUACCAUCUGUUGGAGUUAUAGUGAGAUGAGAGUUCACGCUGUCCCCUACAAGAGCACACUGUAUCUAGUACAGUAUGUAUCGCUUUGUUGGCACAGUUUCUGGUGAGUGACAAAUUGGAGUAAAAACCUAUCUUCAUGUAAUGAGGAGGAAUCCAAAAAGUCCGUUCUAACUCGGUGUAUCAUUGAUCCCUGGAUCAGUUAUAUGCCUGAAUUGUGUCUUUAUUAUUUGGUUUCACUUUGGCUUGGGUGCAUUAUGGGGUGUAGGAAGCAGCAGGCCAUGUCCCAAAUGACCAAAACUGGCUACAUUAACAACCCGUGCUUUUGGCUCCAGCAACAGCAAAGAAGACAUGUGGGUACUUGUUCCCGUCUUGAUCAGAAAUUUCAUUUUGGAGUUU
Messenger RNA from Monopterus albus (swamp eel), 2404 nucleotides. RefSeq names its product synaptotagmin XII (gene syt12). Gene Ontology annotation, biological process: synaptic vesicle endocytosis; calcium ion-regulated exocytosis of neurotransmitter. Gene Ontology annotation, molecular function: clathrin binding; SNARE binding; phosphatidylserine binding. The record is from RefSeq and is a predicted model, not a curated record. The transcript is spliced from 8 exons. Lineage: Eukaryota; Metazoa; Chordata; Actinopteri; Synbranchiformes; Synbranchidae. Gene Ontology annotation, cellular component: exocytic vesicle; plasma membrane. Bases 644 to 1927 code for a protein of 427 amino acids.